This is a messenger RNA of Komagataella phaffii GS115, 5640 nucleotides long. RefSeq names its product Alpha subunit of fatty acid synthetase. Bases 1 to 5640 code for a protein of 1879 amino acids. Gene Ontology annotation, cellular component: fatty acid synthase complex. Gene Ontology annotation, biological process: long-chain fatty acid biosynthetic process. The record is from RefSeq and is a predicted model, not a curated record. Gene Ontology annotation, molecular function: magnesium ion binding; 3-oxoacyl-[acyl-carrier-protein] synthase activity; holo-[acyl-carrier-protein] synthase activity. The transcript has a single exon. NCBI's taxonomy places the organism in Eukaryota, Fungi, Ascomycota, Pichiomycetes, Pichiales, Pichiaceae.
AUGCGUCCAGAAGUAGAACAAGAACUUUCCCACGUUCUUCUGACUGAGCUGCUGGCCUACCAGUUUGCCUCUCCUGUCAGAUGGAUUGAAACCCAAGACGUUUUCCUCAAGGACUACAACACUGAGAGAGUCGUUGAGAUCGGUCCUUCGCCAACUUUGGCUGGAAUGGCCUCCAGAACGAUCAAGGCCAAGUAUGAGUCUUAUGAUGCUGCUCUGUCUUUGCAAAGACAAGUUUUGUGCUACGCAAAGGACACCAAGGAGAUCUACUACACUCCUGACCCGGCAGAUAUUGCUCCUCCAAUCAAGGAAGAGGCAGAAACUUCUGCCGCUGCUACUUCCUCUUCUGCUCCAGCUGCUGCUGCCCCUGUUUCCGCAGCUCCUGCUGCCGCUCCCUCUGGACCUGUUGCUGAAAUUCCUGACGAACCAGUUAAAGCUGCUCUGGUAUUGCACGUUUUGGUAGCCCACAAACUGAAGAAGUCUUUGGACGCUGUGCCAUUGUCAAAGGCCAUCAAGGAUUUGGUCGGUGGUAAGUCCACUGUUCAGAAUGAAAUUCUUGGUGACUUGGGUAAAGAGUUUGGCUCGACUCCAGAAAAACCAGAAGACACUCCUUUGCAAGAGUUGGCCGAACAAUUCCAAGACACAUUCCCAGGAAGUUUGGGUAAACAGACCGGUUCUUUGGUUAAUAGAUUGAUGUCUUCCAAGAUGCCUGGUGGAUUUUCUCUUUCCGUUGCAAGAAAGUACCUCCAAACCAGGUGGGGUUUGGGCCCUGGAAGACAGGACUCAGUCCUCUUAGUCGCUCUUGUCAACGAACCUGGUGCUCGUUUGUCCUCUGAUGGUGAAGCCAAGGAAUUCUUGGACUCAUGUGCUCAAAAGUACGCUUCUGGUGCCGGUAUUACUUUGGCUCAAGCUGCCGCUGGUGGUGCUGGAUCGUCUGGCGCCGGUGGUGCGGUUAUCGAUGCUGAGGCCUUCGAAGAACUUACCAAGGACAACAGAGUUCUUGCCAGACAACAAUUAGAGGUUCUUGCCAGGUAUCUCAAAUACGACCUUACUAAGGGAGAGAAAUCUCUCGUCAAGGAGAAAGAAGCUUCCAGCCUUUUGCAACAAGAGCUCGAUUUGUGGGCAGAAGAGCAUGGUGAAAUUUAUGCUCAAGGUAUUAAGCCUGUAUUUUCUCAUCUGAAAGCCAGAACUUACGACUCCUACUGGAACUGGGCUAGACAAGAUGCUUUAUCCAUGUACUUUGACAUUAUCUUUGGUAAGUUGACCGAUGUUGACAGAGAGACCGUUUCACAAUGUAUUCAAUUGAUGAACCGUUCCAACCCUACAUUAAUCAAGUUCAUGCAAUACCACAUUGACCAUUGUCCAGAAUACAAAGGUGAGACCUAUCAACUGGCUAAGUCUCUUGGCCAACAGUUGAUCGACAACUGUAUCCAAGUUGCCAACCAAGAUCCAGUUUAUAAAGAUAUCUCUUACCCAACCGGCCCUCACACUGAAGUUGACAGCAAGGGUAAUAUUGUUUACAAGGAAGUCAACAGAAAGAGUGUCCGCAAGUUGGAACAAUACGUCUUUGAAAUGUCUCAAGGUGGUGAAUUAACCAAAGAGGUUCAACCAACUAUCCAAGAAGACUUGGCCAAGAUCUAUGAGGCUUUGAAUAAACAGGCUUCUACUGAGAGUCAACUGGAAUUCAACAAACUGUACAAUUCUUUGAUCGAGUUUGUUGAAAAAUCCAAGGAAAUCGAAGUUUCGAAGUCUAUUAACGCUGUUCUUGCCUCUAAGUCAUCUGAUAGCGAUAGGAGCGCCGAGAUUUCUUCACUAUCGGAGAAAACUUCUAUUGUUGACCCUGUUUCUGGUGGCAUUCCACCAGAGACAGUGCCGUUUCUGCACUUAAAGAAGAAGUUGCCUUCGGGUGAAUGGGUCUUCGACAGAGACACGUCUGCUCUCUUCUUGGACGGACUCCAAAAGGGUGCUGUGAAUGGUAUCUCUUACAAAGGUAAGAACGUUCUUAUUACUGGUGCUGGUGCGGGAUCCAUCGGUGCUGAAGUUCUUCAAGGUCUGAUCUCAGGUGGUGCCAAGGUUAUUGUUACGACCUCUAGAUUCUCCAAGAAGGUCACAGAAUACUAUCAGGACAUAUAUGCCAGAUUCGGUGCUGCUGGUUCUUGUCUGAUCGUCGUUCCGUUCAACCAAGGUUCUAAACAAGAUGUUGAAGCUUUGAUUGACUACAUCUAUCGUGAUGUCAAAGAUGAAGGUCUUGGAUGGGAUUUGGACGCAGUUAUUCCAUUUGCUGCAAUUCCUGAAGCAGGAAUUGAAAUUGACGAGCUUGGUUCCAAGAGUGAAUUGGCUCACAGAAUCAUGUUGACAAACUUACUGAGAUUGUUAGGUGAAGUUAAGAAGCAAAAAUUUACUAGAGCUAUCAACACCAGACCUGCGCAAAUUAUUCUUCCUCUUUCCCCCAACCAUGGAACUUUUGGUUCAGACGGUUUGUACUCGGAGUCCAAGCUGGGUUUAGAAACUUUGUUCAACAGAUGGUACUCUGAAUCAUGGAGUGAACAGCUUACUGUCUGUGGUGCCAUCAUUGGUUGGACCCGUGGUACUGGUUUGAUGUCAGGUAACAACAUCAUUGCAGAAGGUCUUGAAAAGUUGGGAGUCAGAACUUUCUCCCAGAAGGAAAUGGCUUUCAACAUCUUGGGUUUGAUGACACCAGAGUUGACUGAAAUGUGCCAGAAUGGACCUGUUGUAGCCGAUUUGAAUGGUGGUCUUCAAUUUAUUGAGAACUUGCGUGAAUACACUGCACAGUUGAGAAAUGAGAUCUAUGAGACCUCUGAAGUCAGAAGAGCUGUUUCAAUUGAAACUGGUAUCGAAACUAGGGUUGUCAAUGGAGAGAAUGCUGAUGCCCCAUACCAGAAAGCCAGAAUCGAACCAAGAGCAAAUCUGAAGUUUGAGUUUCCACCUUUGAAAUCUCACAAGGAAAUUCAAAACAAGGCUCCAGGUUUGGAGGGCUUGCUUGAUUUGGAAAGAGUGAUUGUUGUCACCGGUUUCGGUGAAGUAUCUCCUUGGGGUAACACUAGAACAAGAUGGGAAAUGGAGGCUUUUGGUGAAUUUUCCAUUGAAGGUUGUUUAGAAAUGGCCUGGAUCAUGGGUUUUAUCAAGUACCACAACGGUAACUUGAAGGGUAAGCCAUACACCGGUUGGAUUGACGCCAAAACCAACGAGCCAGUUGAGGACAAAGAUAUCAAGAAGAAAUACGAAGAAGAGAUUUUAGCUCAUGCCGGUAUCAGAUUGAUCGAGCCAGAGCUCUUCCGUGGUUACAACCCAGAAAAGAAGGAAUUGAUCCAGGAGGUUAUUAUCGAACAGGACAUGGCUCCUUUCGUCACAGAUGAAUCUACUGCCCAACAGUACAAACUACAACACGAGGAUGCUGUCGAUAUUUUAAAGUCUGAGGAAUCUGACGAGUACACUGUUACUUUCAAGAAGGGUGCUCGUUUAUUUGUUCCAAAAGCUUUGAGAUUUGACAGAUUGGUUGCUGGACAAAUUCCUACAGGAUGGGAUGCUAAGCGAUACGGUAUUUCUGAAGACACAAUUUCUCAAGUUGAUCCCGUCACUUUAUAUGCUUUAGUUUCUACCAUUGAGGCAUUGCUGUCUGCUGGUAUUACUGAUCCGUAUGAAUUUUACAAGUAUGUUCACGUUUCUGAAGUCGGUAACUGUUCCGGUUCAGGUAUGGGUGGUGUUAGUGCUUUGAGAGGAAUGUUCAGGGACAGAUAUUCCGACAAGCCUGUUCAGAAUGAUAUUUUGCAGGAAUCUUUCAUCAACACUAUGUCUGCUUGGGUUAACAUGUUACUUUUGUCUUCAUCCGGUCCGAUUAAGACUCCCGUUGGUGCUUGUGCCACCGCUGUAGAAUCCGUUGAUAUCGGUGUUGAGACCAUUUUGUCUGGAAAGGCAAAGAUUUGUUUAGUCGGUGGUUACGAUGACUUUCAAGAAGAAGGUUCUUAUGAGUUUGCCAAUAUGAACGCUACGUCCAACUCCCUUGACGAGUUUGACCACGGUAGAACCCCUCAGGAGAUGUCUCGUCCUGCCACUACAACCCGUAAUGGGUUUAUGGAGGCCCAGGGUUCAGGUACUCAAGUCAUCAUGAACGCUGAGUUAGCAAUUAAGAUGGGUGUACCAAUCUAUGCUAUUGUCGCCUUGACUGCCACUGCAACCGACAAGAUUGGUAGAUCUGUGCCAGCUCCAGGAAAGGGUAUAUUAACCACCGCUCGUGAGCACCACGGGUCGUUGAAAACUAAGUCUCCAAAGUUGGAUAUCAAGUACCGUACCAGGCAACUAAACAAGCGUAAGGAUCAAAUCAAGCAAUGGGUUGAAGACGAACUUGAGUACAUAAGAGAGGAAGCUGCCGAGUUGGCAAACUCUGAUGCUAAGUUUGAUGCCGUUUCAUUCGUUUCUGAGCGUACUGAAGAAGUUUAUAGAGAGGCUACUAAACAGGUCAAGAUGGCCCAACAAGAAUGGGGUAACGAGUUCUGGAAGAACGAUCCAAGAAUUGCUCCUUUGCGUGGUGCGUUGGCUACUUUUAACUUGACAGUUGAUGAUCUUGGCGUUGCUUCCUUCCAUGGAACUUCUACCAAGGCCAACGAUAAGAAUGAGUCUAUUACCAUCAAUAAGAUGAUGCAACACUUAGGUAGAUCAGAGGGUAACCCAGUGUUUGGUGUUUUCCAGAAGUAUUUGACUGGUCAUCCUAAGGGUGCUGCUGGAGCUUGGAUGUUGAAUGGUGCUAUCCAAAUUUUACAGACUGGUAUUGUUCCAGGUAAUAGAAACGCCGACAACGUUGACAAAAUUUUGGAAGACUUUGAAUAUGUCUUAUAUCCAUCUAGAUCUAUUCAAACUGACGGUAUCAAAGCUUGUUCUGUUACAUCUUUUGGAUUUGGUCAAAAGGGAGGGCAAGCUAUCGUUGUUCAUCCAGACUACUUGUUUGCUUCUUUGGAUAGUGAAACCUUUGAGGAGUACAAGACUAAGGUUGAAGCUCGUUACAAGUCCACCUACCGCUACAUGCACAAUGCUAUCAUUAGAAAUACCAUGUUUGUUGCUAAGAGUGAUCCUCCAUACACUGAUGAACUUGAGCAACCAGUUUACUUGGACCCAUUGGCCCGUGUCAACAACUGUAAAAAGAACCCAAGCAAAUUGGUCUUCGUCAAUGCUGAUGUUCAAUCGAAACAGAAUUUUGUCGGAAAGUCAGCCAAUGACACUGCAAAAGUCAUUAGCAGUCUGACUAGCGAUGUCACAUCUGGUGGUAAAGGUGUUGGUGUCGAUGUUGAGCUGAUUUCAGCUAUCAACAAUGAGAAUCACACUUUCAUCGAAAGAAAUUUCACUGAGAACGAAAUCUCUUAUUGCGCUUCUGCUCCAUCGUCCAAGUCAUCGCUUGCAGGAACCUGGUCUGCUAAAGAGGCUGUUUUCAAGGCUUUGGGUGUCGAGUCCAAGGGUGCUGGUGCUUCUUUAAAGGACAUUGAGAUCGUUAGGGACAGCAAGGGUGCCCCAACUGUUGUACUACACGGGGAUGCCAAGUCUGCUGCUUCUGCUGCUGGAGUUAAGAACGUCAAGGUGUCUAUUUCUCAUGACGACGUCCAGUCAGUAGCUGUUGCUAUCAGUGAAUUUUAG